AUGACAACCGUACAAACACCAUCUCCAAAUUCAUCACUACCCCACCAACAACCAACAAACGCACCAUCAUCAAUAUCCACAUCUUCAACAUCAUCGUCGGUUUCAUACAAUCAAGAUGAAACACUUUCAUUUAUUCCACCACAGCCAAAGGUUCCAUCGACACUUUCCAGUCCUGUUAAACCAACCACCACAAUGUCAACAACAUUAUUCCCUAUUUCUUCAGACCAAACUUCAACAACUAUAUCAACUUCUUUAACAAGUUUAACAACAGUUCUCCAAACACCAUCACCUUCAAUUCAAACAUCACCAGAAACACCCCAGUCAACAAAUUCAAUAUCAACUACAACAUCAUCGUCAUCCUCACAAUAUCAUCAAGAUGAAACAAAUUCAUCUGGUUCACAACAACCAAAAUCACCAUCAACUCUCUCAAGUCCCGUGAAUCCAACUACAACCAUGUCAACCACUUUAUUACCAACAAUUCCAGCUCAAACAAUAAAUAACAUAGCAUCUACCAAUGGUUUUAUGACAACUGUACAAACACCAUCUCCGAGUUCAUUACCACCACAACAUCAAACAACAAAUACACCAUCAUCAAUAUCCACAACAUUAACAUCAUCAGUUUCAUACAAUCCAGAUGAAACACUUUCAUAUGCGCCACAACAACCUAAAGUACCAUCAACACUUUCCAACUCUGUCAGACGAACCACCACAAUGUCAACUACUGUUUUACCAUUACCGUCAGAUCAAACUGCUGUUGCAACAACAAUGUCAUCAAGUUUAACAACAGGUCCACAAACACCAUCACCUUCAAUCCAAACACCACCAAAAACAACACAACCAACAAAUUCAAUUUCAACUUCCUCACUACCAUCAGUAUCAGAUGAAACCCUUUCCUAUGCUCCACAACAACCAAAAUUACCAUCAACCACUUUAUUACCAACAACAUCAGCUAAAAUAUCAACGACAAUAUCUUCUGCCAAUGGUUUUAUGACAACCGUACAAACACCAUCUCCAAAUUCAUUACCACCACAACAACAACCAUCAUCAAUAUCCACAUCUUCAACAUCAUCGUCGGUUUCUUACAAUCCAGAUGAAACACUUUCAUUUAUUCCACAACAACCAAAAGUACCAUCAACACUUUCCAGUCCUGUUAAACCAACCACCACAAUUUCAACUACUGUUUUACCAUCUUCAGAUCAAACUGCUGUUGCAACGACAAUGUCAUCAAGUUUAACAACAGGUCCACAAACACCAUCACCUUCAAUUCAAACACCACCAAAAACACCACAACCAAUAAAUUCAAUUUCAUCUUCUUCACCGUCAUCAGUUUCCUAUAAUCCAGAUGAAACCCUUUCAUACUCUCCACAACCAAAAUUACCAUUAACAAUCUCUAAUCCCGUGAAUCCAACUACAACCAUGUCAACCACUCUAUUGCCAACAACAUCGGCUCAAAUAACAACUACAAUAUCUUCUGCCAAUGGUUUUAUGACAACCGUACAAACACCAUCUCCAAAUUCAUUACCACCGCAACAACAAACAACAAACCCACCAUCAUCAAUAUCCACAUCUUCAACAUCAUCGUCGGUUUCAUACAAUCCAGAUGAAACACUUUCAUUUGUUCCUCAACCAAAAGUACCAUCAACACUUUCCAGUUCUGUCAAACCAACCACCACAAUGUCAACAACAUUAUUCCCUAUUUCUUCAGACCAAACUUCAACUACAACCAUGUCAACCACAUUAUUACCAACAACAUCAUCUCAAACAUCGACAACAAUAUCUUCUGCCAAUGGUUUUAUGACAACUGUAACACCAUCUCCAAAUUCAUUACCACCACAACAUCAAACAACAAACGCACUGUCAACAAUAUCCACAUCUUCAGCAUCAUCAGUUUCAUACAAUCCAGAUGAAACACUUUCAUUUGUUCCUCAACCUAAAGUACCAUCAACACUUUCCAACUCUGUCAAACCAACCACCACAAUGUCAACAACUAUUUUACCAUUACCGUCAGAUCAAACUGCUGUUGCAACGACAAUGACAACAAGUUUAACAACAGGUCCACAAACACCAUCACCUUCAAUUCAAACACCACCAAAAACACCACAACCAACAAAUUCAAUUUCAACUUCAUCAUCACCAUCAGUAUCAGAUGAAAUACUUUCAUAUACACCACAACCAAAAUUACCAUCAACUCUCUCUAAUCCCGUGAAUCCAACUAUGACCAUGUCAACCACUUUAUUACCAACAACUCCAGCACAAACAUCGACAACAAUCUCUUCUGCCAAUGGUUUUAUGACAACCGUACAAACACCAUCUCCAAACUUAUUACCACCACAACAACAACCAUCAUCAAUAUCCACAUCUUCAACAUCAUCGUCGGUUUCAUACAAUCCAGAUGAAACACUUUCAUUUGUUCCUCAACCAAAAGUACCAUCAACACUUUCCAGUCCUGUCGAACCAACAACGGUAAAAUCAACUACGUUGUUACCUACUCUCUCAUACCAGACAGCUAUUGCAACAACAAUAUCAACUUCUUUAACAAGUUUAACAACAGUUCUCCAAACACCAUCACCUUCAAUUCAAACAUCACCAGAAACACCCCAGUCAACAAAUUCAAUAUCAACUACAACAUCAUCGUCAUCCUCACAAUAUCAUCAAGAUGAAACAAAUUCAUCUGGUUCACAACAACCAAAAUCACCAUCAACUCUCUCAAGUCCCGUGAAUCCAACUACAACCAUGUCAACCACUUUAUUACCAACAACAUCGAUUCCAACAAUAACUAGUAUUGAUAGCACAGGUUUUAUGACAACUGUACAAACACCAUCUCCGAGUUCAUUACCACCACAACAUCAAACAACAAAUACACCAUCAUCUAUAUCCACAACUCUAACAUCAUCGUCUGUUUCUUACAAUCCAGAUGAAUCAUUGUCAUUUGCUCCGCAACAACCAAAAGUACCAUCAACACUUUCCAGUUCUGUCAAACCUACCACUACAAUGUCAGUAACUACAUUAUUACCAACAAUUUCAUAUCAAACUACAUCGGAUAUGCAUUCAACACUUUCGUCCUCACAACAACCAAGGUUACCAUCUAUCAUCAUUACAACUUUAUCAAACGGUCAAACUUCUACUACAACAGAUGAAUUGUCUAUUAUAUCAACAAGUUCGCCAACCAACCAACUUACAACUACAUCAGGAUAUCCCCAAACAUUAAAUUCACAAACAACAGUUAUUGGAUCAUCGCCAACUCCUUCAAACAUUCAACAAGAUGCCUUAGCUACACACAUAACUUACACAAACAACUUAACUUCAUCUUUAGCUAACAAUCCAACAUCUAUAAAUGGAAUUUCAACAACCUCAAAACAACCUUCAUCGACAUCACCUAAUCCAACACCAAUUUCAUACAAUCCAGAUGAAUCAUUAUCAUUUGUUCCACAACAACCAAAAAUACCAUCACUCGCAACCACAGAUUCGAGCUUAUCGACAGGUACAGGUACCACACCAAAACCGUCAAUUGAAACAACUCGUUCGUCAAACGACCAACCUACCACAAAUCCGAGCAGAACAACACAUACACCGUCAGAACUUGCAACCACACAAAAGCCAGUUACUUCCUACCUCCAAUCUACUACUCUUGAUACAGGAACUACUUCACCAUUAAUGAACGCCCAAACACAAGGAAUAUCAACAAUCAAUGGAUUUUCAUCAACCUCAAAACAACCUGACUCACCCUAUUCAUCUCAUUCCCAAUCACCAACAACCACAACCACAACAAACACAAAUACAAAUCAAACACCUAUUCCAACACCAAUAUCAUAUAAUCCAGAUGAAUCACUAUCAUUUGUUCCUCAACAACCAAAAUCUCCAUCACCUGUGAUAACAUUAACCCCAGUAACCGAAGUAGCAACAAACCAACUAACAACCACAACCUUAACAAAUUCAGCAACAAUACCAAUUUCUACUUUAACCAAUCAAAAUAUAAAUUAUCCACCCACCACAUCAUUAACUAUAAUAUCUUUACCCAAUGAUGGUAAUUCUACUCUGAGCAAUCCCACAAAUAUAUCAUUUUCGUCAAAUGGCGUAAAUCCAGCAACUAACAAACCAACAACAACAAAUGGAACGACAUCCUCAACAAAAAACAACCCAUCGAUUCCCAUCUUCUCAAUAACUACAACAACAGGUACCAGUCAAACACCAAUUUCAUACAAUCCAGAUGAAUCAUUAUCGUUUGUUCCACAACAACCAAAAGUACCAUCUCUUGUAACCAACCCGUCUACAUCAACGGAAUUGGGACAACAAUCAACAACAACUUCUGGUAUUCCUCAAAGUUAUCUAACAGGAAGUAAUACACAUGAAAUGACAACUUCACCAAAUACAUUUGGAACAACACAAACAACAACAACCACGAAUUUAGCACCAAUAUCGUCAACACAAACAACUACAGGCACAACCACAGUAGCACAAGCACAGCCAACAACAAUAUCAUCUACUCCCUCUCAAACAACUAGAAGCACAUAUGUAGCUUCAAUAACAAAUGGAGUGAAUACAACUUCUCCAAAUGUUGGUCAAGAUACCACAUCUAAUGAACAACCAAAGUUAACUUUUGGAACAACCAAUUCUCCAAUGCCAAUUGCAACAACGGGAUCGCCAACUACUCAUAUAACAACAUCACCAUCAUCAUCAGCAACACCUUCAAAUAAUCAACCAGAGUCAACAACCACAACAAUUUAUUCGGCAACCAACAAACCUUCAUCUACAAUAAAUGUAUCUGGAACAACCAAUCCAACAUCUAUAAAUGGAAUUUCAACAACAAUUUCACAACAAUCUUCAUCGACUUUACCUAAUUCAACACCAAUUUCAAACAAUCCGGAUGAAUCAUUAUCAUUUGUUCCACAACAACCAAAGGUACCAUCACCUGCAACAACAAUAUCUUCAACAACACAAACACCAACAAACCAACCAAUACCUACAACCACAACAAACUCAGCAGCAAUUCCAAUUACUUCAAACAAACCAACAACAUCAUCUGCAUCCACAUACUCAGGUAUAUCAACAGGUAAUGGUAUCACACCAACACCAAGUUCAAACGGACCAACCACCCAAUCAACAACAUCACCAAAUUCACAAACUACACUUUCAUCAAUAACAUCAACAAAUGGAAUGACAUCUCAAACAAUUAACAACACAAACACUUCAACCAAUCCUGAUCAACCAAAAGUGUCUUCAUAUACAACAACCAAUGCUCCUACUUCAUUGAAUACAUCAAUAAAUCAAAUGAUAACAACAUCACCACAAAGUUCGAAUUCACUAAAUUCAAAUUUUGCGAAAGGAACUGCUCAGCCAACAAUAGAUAAUCCAUCAAACUAUCCUUCUUCUUCAACAAUAGGUACCAGUCAAACACCUAUAUCAUUGAAUCCAGAUGAAUCAUUAUCAUUUGUUCCACAACAACCAAAAGUACCAUCACCUAUAACCACUCCAUCCUCUACAACAGAAUUGGGACAACAAUCAACAACAACUUCUGGUAUUCCUCAAAGUUAUUUAACAGGAAGUAAUACACAUGAUAAGACAACUUCGCCAACUUUACCAAAUACAUUUGGAACAACACAAACAACAACAACCACGAAUUUAGAACAAAUAUCGUCCACUCAAACAACCAAAAGCACAACCACAUUAACUCAAACACAACCAAUAAAUGUAGCCUCCAACACUCUAUCUACAUCAUCUCCAACAAAUGGAAUUAGAACAACAUCUCCAAAUUUUGGACAAGUUACUACAUUUGCAACUCAACAACCACAAUCAACAAAUCCAACAACCAAUGCUCCAUCUUCAAGUUCUUUGGAUAUUCCACCAACAACAAUGCAAGAAUUUUCAACAACCUCGUCACCAAAAUCGACUCAGUCAUCAAAUCCACCAAUUUCAAAUAUUCCAAACGAAACUCUUUCGAUUGUUCCACAACAACCUAUACCAUCCAAUUCGACAACCAAUUCUCCAAUUUCCUUGACAACUUCACCAUCAAAAACACCCUCAAUUAACCAACAAGAUUCAAUUGCUUCGACAACCAACAAACCUUCAUCUACAUUAAAUCCAUCUUCAAUAAAUGGAAUUUCAACGACAACAUCAAAACAAACAUCAUCCACAUCACCACCCAAAUCUAUUUCAACACCAAUAUCAUACAAUCCAGAUGAAUCAUUAUCAUUUGUUCCACAACAACCAAAGGUACCAUCACCUGCAACAACAAUAUCUUCAACAACACAAAUACCAACAAACCAACCAAUAACUACAACUACAACAAACUCAGCAGCAAAUCCAAACACUUCAAACAAACCAACAACUUCACCUAAUUCAAACCCUGGUUUACCUCAAAGUUAUCUAACAGGAAGUAAUACACAUGAAAUGACAACUUCACCAAAUACACAAGCACAAUCUACACAUUCAUCAUUGCCAAUACAAACAACCACAAGCACAACCACAUUAACUCAAACAAAACCUCCAAAUAUAUCCAAUGCACCAACAACAGGUUCUGUUCUACCAUUGAACUCUUCACAAAUAUCUCCUCCAACAACAACCAGUGAACAUACAAGCAACCAAAUUUCAAGUCAAACAACAAACCCGAAUGUAUCUCCAAUGACCAAUACAACAACUCCAGUUGGACAAGAUACCACAUCCACAUCUACUCCACAACCAAAAUCAUCAAAUGAAGUAACCAACUCUCCUACUGUUAUAGCAACAACAAGAUCACCAACAAAUCAAAUUACGACAACAGAAUAUGUUACUCCACAAACAACAAAUACAGAACCAAAAGGUACAAUGAUAGGAACAACUAAAUCUUCAACAAACAACCUAACAACAUCACCAUCAUCAUCAUCAACUGCUCCUUCAAAUAACCAACAAGAUUCGACAACCAACAAACCUUCAUCUACAAUAAAUGCAUCUGGAACAAACAAUCCAACAUCUAUAAAUGGAAUUUCCACAACAACUUCAACGACAUCACCUAAUUCAACACCAAUAUCACACAAUCCAGAUGAAUCAUUAUCAUUUGUUCCACAACAACCUAAAAUACCAUCACCUGCAUCAACAUUGGGAACGACUUCACAAAGCAGUCCACCAAUUCAGUCUAUGCAAAGUACCACAUCAAUGAUGAACACACAAGGAUUGUCAACCAUCAAUGGACUAUCAUCAACUUCAAAACAACCAUACUUAUCCAUCAUAUCUCCUACAACAACCACAACCGCAACAGCAUUAUCAAUUUCGGGCAAACCUAAUGAAUCAUUAUCAUAUUCAUCAAUCAAUGGAAUUCCUCAGACACCCUCCCUUUCUUCAGAAACCACUUCACCUCAUACAACUUCGACUUCUCCAAAUCCAAUAGAUCAGUCAUCACUUUAUGGAUUUUCAACUAUGUUAAUAUCCGCAACAUCAAGUACCACAUCAUCAAUACAACAAACUCUUUCACAGACACCAAUAACAACAGUAAAUCCACAACAACCAAAAGUAGACAAUCUUGUAACAACAAUCUCUACAACCACUAGUUCACAAACUUCUGCAAUAUAUUCUACAACUUUGUUACAAUCCUCAACAACUUUUAUAUACCAAACAGAAAAACCUUUACCUCCAUAUGUUCCAGCAACCACAGGUAUUUCCACUUCACCAGUAUCCUACAACCCAGAUGAAACACUUUCAUUUGUUCUCGAACAACCCAAAGUACAAUCUUCUUCAAAAUCAAGUACAGUUUCAUAUAAUACAAUAGUAAAAUCAACUUCAACUACAAAUCCAGCUACUCCCAUCCCUUUAACGACAGGAAUAUCUACACAAUCAAAUUCAGUAGGUCCUUUACCAACAAUGAGUACAAACCAACAAUCAUUAUCAUCACUACAUUCAACAGUCACAUCUACAACAAUCAUCUCAGUACUUCCUUCUACUCUAUCUACAAGUUUAGGAUUAAAUACUAUUAAUCAACUUGUUGGUACAACAGCUUUACAAUCAAAUACCCAAUCACAACCAUCAACACCAACAAACAAUGUAUCUCCUGCAUUUUCAACUCCAACACCAAGAGAUCCAACCUUAGCUUCAACAAUUUAUUUAAUACCAUCACACACCAUAUCACAUCCUACAAAUCCUACUCAUACACCAUUAUCAACAACACCAUUACCAUCCUCUGGCUCAAGGGUAAGUGCGGAGAACACAUCACCUGCAUACUAUAGUCCAAUACAAAUAACACCAUCACAACCACCUCACGAUGUCAAUUCACAGCAACCUCUGUCGUUCAAUCCAGACGAAUCUCUAGGAUUCGCUCUCAAUAAACCAAAGGUUUCAUCUAAACCAAAUUCUCCAAUAGAUCAAGGGUUAGUCCAUCCAAUAACCAAUAGAUCAUACAACCCACCCCAGUAUAUUGGCCAAAUUUUACCAGAACCCAAAGACAAAUACUCUAAACCUCCUUUUACCCAAUCAGGUCUUGAUAGUGGAAAUAUUGUAAUUGCUGUUGUCAGCAGAUACAACUACUUGUGUACCAAUUUGUUUGAUUUCGAUCUCAAAGCAACUGAAUUCACUACGACAUACAAUGUCAAAAAUCAAUGUGUCGCCGGUAGAAAUGGAUCAGUUGUACUUUCCAGUUUCUAUGGAACUAAAGCUGCCGAUGCCAUCUAUACUUUGAAUGGAGUUCAAGUUAGUAAUUCAUUGUCUCUCGGUGUAGGAAACUAUUCAAUCGUUUCAGACGUUGCCUCUGGAACAUGUAAAUUCGCUCUCCAAACAUUAUUGACUGUUGAAAGUAAUAUUAUCAAUUCAACAAUCAACUCACCAUCAUGUGGAACCAUCAACAUCGUUUCAACAGCAUCACUUAAUUAUUAG
This is a messenger RNA of Heterostelium album PN500, 8835 nucleotides long. RefSeq lists its product as uncharacterized. Bases 1 to 8835 code for a protein of 2944 amino acids. Lineage: Eukaryota; Evosea; Eumycetozoa; Acytosteliales; Acytosteliaceae. The transcript is spliced from 4 exons. The record is from RefSeq and is a predicted model, not a curated record.